This is a messenger RNA of Colletotrichum truncatum, 687 nucleotides long. RefSeq lists its product as uncharacterized. Lineage: Eukaryota; Fungi; Ascomycota; Sordariomycetes; Glomerellales; Glomerellaceae. The record is from RefSeq and is a predicted model, not a curated record.
AUGGUGUCAGCCGCCGGAGGCAUCGUUAUCGCCAUUCUGGUCCUUGUCGUCCUGGGCGGCGUCGGUUGGGUCAUCUUCACUCAGCUGCGCGCCCGGAGACUAGGCCUCCCGCCUCCUUCACUCUCCUCGUACAUACCAUUCCGAAAAUCCGAUCCACCGUCUUACGGACCCCCGCGCCCAGCGCCCAGCGGCAUUGUUGGCUGGUUCAACAACAAGAUCACCUCCUUCAAGAACCGCAACAACCGUUCUGCGGCCGGCGCUUACGAGCAGCCCUCUGGCGGCACUGCCCGCCGCGGCUUCGGCCCCCUCGAUCCCGAUGAAGCCUGGGACACGCGCGUUGGCCAUGAGGCGGAGACCUACGGCCCCUACGGCAACUACGAGGAACAGGAGCUCGGAUACCGCGGCGGCGGAAGUGCCGCCGCUGGAGGCAACAGCUAUAACAUGAACCUGGCCUCCACCCCCGGCGUGCACGACGAGCCUCGGGGCCGCAGCCUCAGCCGACCCGGUGACGAGCUCUCCGUGCCCAAGGGAGGCAGGAAUCCGUUCGACGACGACGCAGAGCCGAGCAACAUCAGCCUUCGCGGCGUAAGUCCCCGGCCGAUAGUCGACACGGCACCGCAGCAGCAGCCAAAGGAGAACGGCGAGAGCCCGACGGAGCGGAGAUCAAUUUUCCGCGAGAACGUAUAA